GAUCUGCCCAUUGCUAGGCAGGUAACAAGCAGCUCCCACCAUGCUCAGGGGGGGCUGGCUGAGUGACGUGGGAGUUGCUGCUGGAGAUGUUGCAGAUGCUGCUUUCCAAUUCCAGGAAUGACGUGGGAAAGGGUCACAGCUUCUUUAGACGUCAUUGUAAUAAUGGUAGGAGUUUCAGACUCCAGGUCCUCCCAUUUCCAGUUCUUAUGCCCCUUUUGUGUGGAGAACAGGAUCUCUUUAGAAAGGAGGUUCUUAAUGAAGACUGAUACUGCUGGACCUUGAAUGAUGUCACUUAGAGGGAUGUGUAGCUGUGGGUGAUCAGCUGGGUGCACUACCCUGGGGAGCCAAACAUCUCAACUUGCACUGUAACUGGAGACUAGAAAAGAUUGGAUGGUGGAGACUCUGCCUUAAGAAAAAAUACACCCAGAUUUUCCAAAGAAUGAUUGUUUUUGGCUGAUCAUUGGCCGGAUUUACAGUGUCCACCCGAGAGCUGUCACCCUGUGCAGACAGAUGAGCUGUCAGACCACUGUAUGAUGCUUGUGGGGCUAGCAGUGAUGAAGUAGUGGAUUAUUACAAUUUCCUAAUUGCCAGGAUUACAACACUGCCUAUCAUUUGUUGCUCUAACAAGCCUGGAGAGCAGACAUGGCUACUUUCUUUGGCAGCCUGAUCUUGCUAGUUCUUGUUUUGCAAGACAGCUGUUACUGUUUCAGGAGUCCUCUAUCUGUCUUUAAGAGGUAUCAGGAAUCGAGCAGACCUGUUUCCAAUGACUGCCUGGGAUCCACGCGGCCAGUUAAAUCUCCAGACUCAUCAGACUAUACACUGGACAUACGAAUGCCUGGAGUCACACCAACAGAGUCUGACACCUAUCUGUGCAAAGCUUACCGGCUGCCAGUUGAUGAUGAAGCCUUUGUAGUUGACUUCCGGCCCCAUGCCAAUAUGGACACAGCACAUCAUAUGCUUCUGUUUGGAUGUAACGUGCCUUCUUCCACUGAUGACUAUUGGGACUGCGGUGCUGGAGUAUGUGCAGAUAAGUCGAGCAUUAUGUAUGCAUGGGCGCGGAAUGCACCUCCGACCAAGCUUCCUAAGGGUGUUGGAUUCAGAGUUGGAGGUGAAACUGGCAGUAAAUAUUUUGUGCUCCAGGUGCAUUAUGGUGACGUCCAUGCAUUCACGGAUAAACAUAAGGAUUGCACAGGUGUGACUGUACAGUUAACAUCUGAGAAGCAGCCAAUGAUUGCAGGCAUUUACCUCAUGAUGUCGGUAGAUACUGUAAUUCCACCCGGUGAAAAGGCUGUUAAUUCAGAUAUUGCCUGUACCUACAACAGACCUACAAUGCAUCCUUUUGCCUACAGAGUUCACACUCAUCAUUUAGGCCAGGUCGUUAGUGGUUACAGAAUCAGGCACGGCAAGUGGACACUAAUCGGCAGACAAAGCCCUCAGCUGCCACAGGCAUUUUAUCCUGUAGAACAUCCACUUGAUGUUAGUCCUGGGGAUAUUUUAGCAACCCGAUGUCUCUUUACUGGUGAAGGCAGGACAACUAAAACAUACAUUGGGGGUACAUCUAAUGACGAAAUGUGCAACUUAUAUAUUAUGUACUACAUGGAUGCAGCCCGUGCCAGUUCAUACAUGACUUGUGUGCAGACAGGAGAUCCAGAUCUGUUCCAGCAUAUCCCCGAGAUUGCUAAUAUUCCUAUUCCUGUUAGCCCUGACAUGAUGAUGAUGAUGGGACAUGGCCAUCAUCACCCAGAUCCCAAAGAACUCGAAAAAAAAAGUGUUCUCCAGCAACCUAAAAGGGAAGAAGAGCAAGUGUUAGAUCAGGGUGAUUUCUAUAGCCUUAUAUCCAAACUGCUAGGAGAAAGGGAAGACGUUGUACAUGUCCAUAAAUAUAACCCAACAGACAUAAUAGAUUCAGAUCUCGUAGCAGAGAUUGCAAACGUAGUACACAAGAGAGAGCCUGGGUGGUAUAUAUCAAGGCAAGUCUUAGAACAUGAGGAGAGGCCUGACACUAUUCUCAACAGAGAUCGAAUUCACAAAUUCCACAAGUUAGAAUCUACUUUGAAAACACCACUGAAGUCGCUCAGUUUGGUGCAGCAAGCUAGUUCUGGUGCAAAGGGCAACUGGGAGAAACAGCAUCCAGGAGACUUUCACAUGGAAGAAGUCAUCAACUGGCCAGGAGUGAAUCUUAAAUUGGGACAGGUUUCUGGAUUAGCACUAGAUGCCAAUAAUAACUUGGUCAUAUUCCACAGAGGUGAUCACAUUUGGGACGCAAACUCGUUUGACAAUACAUUUGUUUACCAACAAAGAGGAAUUGGACCAAUCGAGGAGAACACCAUACUUGUUGUAAACCCCAACAGCUCAGCUAUACUGAAAUCAAUUGGCAAAAACCUGUUUUACCUGCCACAUGGUCUGAGUAUGGAUAAAGAUGGGAAUUAUUGGGUCACAGACGUCGCUCUACACCAGGUUUUCAAGUUGGGACCGCAGGGUAAUGAGCUCUUGACUUUGGGAAAGGCUUUCCAGCCAGGAAGUGACCGCAAGCAUUUCUGCCAGCCAACUGAUGUUGCGGUGGACCCGAUAACUGGCAACGUCUACGUGUCAGAUGGCUACUGCAACAGCCGAAUUGUGCAGUUCUCACCAAACGGGAUGUUUAUCAUGCAAUGGGGUGAAGAAACGUCUGCUAACAUGGGACCUGGUCAACUCCAGAUCCCGCACAGUCUGACAUUGGCUCCAGAACACAGCCAAAUCUGUGUGGCUGAUAGAGAAAAUGGCCGGAUUCAGUGCUUCCAUUCUGAAACUGGGCGUUUUAUUAAAGAAAUCAAACACAAGGAAUUUGGAAGAGAAUUAUUUGCAGUCUCCUACGCUGAUGGAUUAUUGUAUGCUGUUAAUGGCAAGUCCUACUUUGGAGACUCGCCACCUGUUCAAGGUUUUGUGAUGAACUUUUCCAGUGGAGAAAUUAUAGACACAUUUUCUCCUGUUAGAAAGAGCUUUAACAUGCCUCAUGACCUGGUUGCCUCUGAAGAUGGAACGGUUUAUGUUGGAGAUGCACACGCUGAUACUGUGUGGAAAUUUACUCCCUCGGAAAGGGCAGAACAUCGGUCAGUGAAAAAGGCUGGCAUAGCAGUUGAAGAAAUAACAGAAACUGAAAUUAUAGAGACACGUGUGAAAAGCAGACCAAAACUUAAUAACUUGGUACACGCCAAGGAGCAACAACAACAACAGCAUUCACAACAAGAACAACAACAGCAUUCACAACAAGAACAACAACAGCAUUCACAACAAGAACAACAACCGCAGACACAACAAGAACAACCACAACAGAAGCAAAACAUUGUUGAACACAGUGGUCCUGGGGUAUCUCUGGUCCUCAUUAUCACCCUGUUAAUUAUCCCAGUUGUGGUUCUAAUUGCAAUUGCAAUUUUCAUCCGUUGGAGAAAAGUCCGUAUGUAUGGAGGUGAAAUUGAACACAAAUCAGAAUCGACUUCUGGAGGAAUCUUAGGAAAAUUAAGAGGUAAAGGCACCGGGGGCCUCAAUCUAGGGACCUUCUUUGCAAGUCACAAAGGAUACAGUAGAAAAGGAUUUGAUCGGCUUAGUACAGAAGGAAGUGAUCAAGAAAAGGAUGAAGACUCGGAUUCCGAAGAGGAAUAUUCAGCCCCUCCGAUUCCCCCUCCACCAGUAUCUUCCUCCUGAAAUGGCUGCCUGACUACUUCCAUUAAGCCCUUAGCACGUUUAAAAUUGUGUAUUUAAUUGUAGCUGUACUAGUCUCUGUGGGCAGUACAAUUGUCAUGAAUUCCUUUUCUUUUUAUUACGAGUGCUGUUGUAGUCUUUAUGUGAACAUUCAGAAUUAUUUUGUUGUCACUAAAUGAAGCUUUACAUCAUCUAUGUAAUUAAUACUUUCUGGUUUAAGGGGACUUUUUCCAUAGUUUUAUGGCCUUCCGUUGCUUUUUUUUUUUUUUUUCAGUUAGCACUUUAAUUGCCAAUUUUACAUAUUUUUCAUGCCUUUAAAAGUCAUAAUUAAUUGCAGUACAAAUAUUCGUGCCACAUAAAUACAGAGCUGCUAAAUCUCUUCUAUUUUUUUAAAUUCACAAUAUGAUAUUGCGUCCAAAAGAAAAAAAAAAGAAAAAAAAGGAUAAGAGACAGAGAGGGGGAAAAAAAAUAAGAGAAAUUAUUUAAUGUUAUUUUUUUGUUUUGUUAUGGUGUUUUGGAUGUCUUAUUUUUAGAUGGUUACACUGUUUAGAACACUAUUUUCAGAAACUGAAUGUACUUUGUGUAAUAAAGUGUUCGCAGAGCAUUAA
Pelobates fuscus (common spadefoot toad) is the source of this 4286-nucleotide messenger RNA. It is a transcript of the gene PAM, whose product is annotated as peptidylglycine alpha-amidating monooxygenase. The record is from RefSeq and is a predicted model, not a curated record. Gene Ontology annotation, molecular function: copper ion binding; peptidylglycine monooxygenase activity; protein binding. Gene Ontology annotation, cellular component: extracellular region; membrane. Gene Ontology annotation, biological process: peptide metabolic process. Lineage: Eukaryota; Metazoa; Chordata; Amphibia; Anura; Pelobatidae. The coding region runs from base 643 to 3681 and encodes 1012 amino acids. The transcript has 26 exons.